CCUUAUUUUCCUGUUUUAUAUCUUGCAUGUCUUCUCUUCUUUUCCCUGCAUGGCUGCUUCCCCCCUUCGGUCAGCAUGCAGAUUUUCAAGCCUUGUGGUAUCGGUUCGCUUGCGAGCACGAAUUUCUUUUUCCUAGAUCGACACUUCUCUCAUGAUGUAACCAAAAUCAAAAAUGGAUCAUUUAACUGCAAACAUGAUUUGUCUUCGCUCGUGUGGUUAAUCUCCCUGUGACGAUUGAGUUUUACUCUUACAAUUGGGCCAUUAAGAUCGAUGAAAUCUGGCACAACGCAACAUACGAUGAACACGGCAAUCAGCCAAAGGACUCGAUUAAGACGAGUAUUAUCGGUCUGGAACUGCCAUGAACAACACUGAUAGCCCAAGUUACCACUUUCUGUGAGACUUAGAGAACGGUCAUGGAAAUCGCGGACGUGAGGCAAUCGAACCGACCAGAUCUUGAUGGUGUAUUCUGGUGUCACUAUAAUCAUUCUAUAUCUGGACCGUCACUCGGGUAAUGUCGAUUUGUUUCGAAGACGAAUGCACUUAAUGUAACAGGCCGUGUCACAGGACAUGUAUUCAUCGUCUCCUGCAUCCGUUCGGGUAAUAUCAAUUUAUUCACAAUGGGUGGUCCAAAGUGUGUCACGUCCGUGCCAACUCGUGCUCAAUAUGCAACCUAAUGUAUGCCAGUCACAGCGACAGGGUCCAACUUUCCCCUCAAGACCCUACUGUACGGUGUUUGUUGAUACUGGAGGCAACCUUGGUUUGCACGAUGGGCGGUGGUCGUGCAAUUGAGCAAUUCGGAUUCAGAGGUAUGCAGUUUGCUUGUGUACGACGCAUGGCAGCAAACACUCUGUUUCGAUUCACAGGUGACGCUGGCUCCUCCUGUGGGCAGCUUCCUCAUUGGGCGACUGCUGUGUCUGCCAAGCUCCAUGUAAUCCCCUCCAGCUCGAUGCCUAUUUUCUCAGCCCUACAAUUCUCAACCAGCACCACAGCACGCGACGACAACCACGGAGACAGUACCUCUGCAAAGCAGCUGUAUGCCACCCAUUAGUUACUAUUCAUCCUCACCUUGAUCGCGCGCAGGGAGCCUCGGCCUUCCUUUCGCCUCUCGCCGCCACCGCAGCAGGGUCCUUGCUCCCCUCCCCACUCGCCCCUCGUUGCUACUCUCUCUCUCCAACCUAAACCCUUCUCCUACGCCGCACUUGCGAAUCCCACCCAAGAAUUCCGCCCACCAUGGAGAGCACCCCACAGAGCGGGUUCGACCAAACCAAAUACCUUGACAAUGCUAUCCGCGCUGUCAAGGAGAAGAAGCCUCUUCCCGAGAUCGACUUCACUCUACACACCAUGGAAGACGGUACCCAAGUGAACACUCUCGAGCGAGUCUGCAAGGACGUCCAGGCGCCCGCCUUCAACCCACCAACCGAAGAUCAGUUCCUGUCGCCGCAAGACCGCGAAAAGCCCAAUCUUCAGUUCCUGAAGCAACACUUCUACCGCGAGGGCCGUUUGACCGAAGAGCAAGCGCUAUGGAUUCUCAAGAAGGGCACCGAGGUCCUGAAGGCGGAGCCCAAUUUGCUGGAAAUGGAUGCGCCUAUAACAGUCUGCGGUGAUGUGCACGGCCAGUACUACGAUCUCAUGAAGCUAUUCGAAGUAGGCGGCGACCCAUCGGAGACGCGCUAUCUUUUCUUGGGAGAUUACGUGGAUCGUGGAUACUUCAGCAUAGAAUGUGUCCUUUACCUUUGGUCGCUCAAGAUCUGGUACCCAAACACGCUAUGGCUUCUCCGCGGAAACCACGAAUGCCGACAUUUGACGGAUUACUUUACUUUCAAGCUCGAAUGCAAGCACAAAUACUCGGAAGCUGUGUACGAGGCAUGCAUGGAGUCGUUCUGUUCCUUGCCACUCGCCGCUGUCAUGAACAAGCAGUUCCUGUGCAUACACGGUGGAUUGAGCCCAGAGCUCCACACCUUGGAAGACCUGAAGAGCAUUGAUCGAUUCCGGGAACCCCCUACCCAUGGAUUGAUGUGCGACAUCCUGUGGGCCGAUCCGCUCGAGGAGUUCGGUCAAGAGAAAACCAACGAUUUCUUCAUUCAUAACCACGUCCGUGGUUGCUCGUAUUUCUUCUCAUACCCAGCGGCAUGUGCGUUCCUAGAAAAGAACAACCUACUGUCCAUCAUUCGAGCCCACGAGGCCCAAGAUGCUGGUUAUCGCAUGUACCGAAAGACGCGGACCACGGGAUUCCCUAGUGUCAUGACCAUCUUCAGCGCACCCAAUUACCUCGAUGUAUACAACAACAAAGCUGCGGUUCUAAAGUACGAGAACAAUGUCAUGAACAUUCGGCAGUUCAACUGCACGCCUCACCCUUACUGGCUACCCAACUUCAUGGAUGUCUUCACGUGGUCACUUCCGUUCGUUGGCGAAAAGAUCACCGAUAUGCUCAUCGCUAUCCUGAACACUUGCUCCAAGGAGGAACUUGAAGAGGAGACACCCAGCUCUAUAUCCUCUGGCCCAAUAUCACCACCAUUGGCACAGAACAUGGACCCAGAAUCAACCGAAUUCAAGCGACGUGCGAUCAAGAACAAGAUCUUGGCAAUUGGCAGGCUUUCCCGCGUCUUCCAAGUGUUGCGCGAAGAAUCAGAGAGGGUUACUGAGCUGAAGACGGCAUCUGGCGGUCGACUUCCUGCUGGUACUCUCAUGCUCGGUGCCGAAGGCAUCAAGCAAGCCAUCCACAGCUUCGAAGAUGCUAGGAAAGUGGAUCUUCAGAACGAACGGUUGCCCCCAAGCCACGAGGAAGUACGAAAGUCUCAUGAAGCAAGCCGAGAGCAGGCUCUCGAGAAAGCAAGCAAGGAAGCCGACAAUGAUGCAGGCCUUGCUACAGUAGCCAGGAGGAUCAGCAUGUCUUCGGGAUCCGGACGCAGCAAGAAAGCCUAGUAGUAAUCUGGUCUGACUUGGAACAAUUUGAACAACAUUGGUCUUACUCUCUCUCUCUCUCUCUCUAU
This is a messenger RNA of Periconia digitata, 2990 nucleotides long. The record is from the annotation of a GenBank genome assembly. Lineage: Eukaryota; Fungi; Ascomycota; Dothideomycetes; Pleosporales; Periconiaceae.